Messenger RNA from Ochotona curzoniae (black-lipped pika), 3558 nucleotides. Its product is annotated as zinc finger protein 260-like. NCBI's taxonomy places the organism in Eukaryota, Metazoa, Chordata, Mammalia, Lagomorpha, Ochotonidae. The transcript is spliced from 6 exons. The record is from RefSeq and is a predicted model, not a curated record. The coding region runs from base 102 to 2537 and encodes 811 amino acids. Gene Ontology annotation, molecular function: DNA-binding transcription factor activity, RNA polymerase II-specific; RNA polymerase II cis-regulatory region sequence-specific DNA binding. Gene Ontology annotation, biological process: regulation of transcription by RNA polymerase II.
CUCCCAGGGAUGCUUCCAGAGUUCUCCAUGUGUUUCCAAGAAGAGCGAAAAGUGUACACUUCUCUGGUGUAGCCCUGCAGCCCACCACUUACUUCCAAGACAUGCUUUCGAACACACCUUCAAUGUUGUUGUCAUUCGAAGACGUGGCUGUGGACUUCACCCAGGAAGAAUGGCUUCACAUGAACAAUGCUCAGAAAACUCUGUACAAGGAUGUGAUGCUUGAAACCUAUGGCAAUCUGCUGUCCUUGGGGUUCUACAUUGCAAAGCCUGAUGUGAUCUUCAAGUUGGAGCAAGAAUCAGUGCAUUGGACAUUGGAAAACUCUGUAAACCAGGGACUUCCAGAGUCCUACAAAAAGAAUGAGCUGCUUGAAGCUAAUCAGGAAAGUCAAGAAGGAAUCUUAAGGAAUCCUGAUGCAAUGACAUUUGGAAAAAAGCAUGCCUCUAAUGUACCUGAGAGUGGGAAAACUUUUCAUCAGAAGUCAUACCUAAUCAAACAUCACAAAAUCCACACAUGGGAAAAACCUUAUGGAUGUAGUGACUGUGAAAAAGCCUUUUGCCACAAGUUAGCUCUCAUUACACAUCAGAGAAUCCACACAGGGGGAAAAGCGUAUGAAUUUAGUGAGUGUCCAAAGGCCUUUUGCCAGCAGUCAUCUCUCAUUAAACAUCGCAGAAUCCACACAGGGCAAAAUCUUCAUGAAUGUAGUCAGUGUAAGAAAGUUUUUUGCCAGAAAUCACACCUGAUCACACAUCAGAGAAUCCACACAGGAGAAAAACCUUAUGAAUGCAGUGAGUGUCCAAAAGCCUUUUCUGACCAAUCAUCUCUCAUUAGACAUCAGAGAAUUCACACAGGGGAAGAUCUUUAUGAAUGUAGUGACUGUGGGAAAGGUUUUAGCCGGAAAUCAUAUCUAAUCCUACAUCAGAGAGUCCACACAGGAAAAAAACCUUAUGAAUGUAAAGAGUGUGGGAAAGCCUUUUGCCACAAGUCAGCCCUCAUAAUACAUCAGAGAAUCCACACAGGGGAAAAGCCUUAUCAAUGUAGUGAGUGUGGGAAAGCAUUUUGUCAGAAGUCAUACCUAAUUAGACAUCGCAAAAUCCACACAGGGGAAAAACCUUAUCAGUGUCCUCAGUGUGGAAAAGCCUUUUUCAUGCCAUCAGAUCUCAUUAUACAUCAGAGAAUCCACACAGGGGAAAGGCCUUAUAAAUGUAGUGAGUGUCCAAAAGCCUUUUGCCAGCAGUCAUCUCUCAUUAAACAUCGCAGAAUCCACACAGGGCAAAAUCUUCAUGAAUGUAGUCAGUGUAAGAAAGUUUUUUGCCAGAAAUCACACCUGAUUACACAUCAGAGAAUCCACACAGGAGAAAAACCUUAUGAAUGCAGUGAGUGUCCAAAAGCCUUUUCUGACCAAUCAUCUCUCAAUAGACAUCAGAGAAUUCACACAGGGGAAGAUCUUUAUGAAUGUAGUGACUGUGGGAAAGGUUUUAGCUGGAAAUCGUAUCUAAUCCUACAUCAGAGAGUCCACACAGGGGAAAAACCUUAUGAAUGUAAAGAGUGUGGGAAAGCCUUUUGCCACAAGUCAGCUCUCAUAAUACAUCAGAGAAUCCACACAGGGGAAAAGCCUUAUCAAUGUAGUGAGUGUGGGAAAGCAUUUUGUCAGAAGUCAUACCUAAUUAGACAUCGCAAAAUCCACACAGGGGAAAAACCUUAUCAGUGUCCUCAGUGUGGAAAAGCCUUUUACAUGCCAUCAGAUCUCAUUAUGCAUCAGAGAAUCCACACAGGGGAAAGGCCUUAUAAAUGUAGUGAGUGUCCAAAAGCCUUUUGUGGUCGCUCAUCUCUCCUUAAACAUCAGAGAAUCCAUACAGGGGAAAAUCUUCAUGAAUGUAGUGAGUGUGGGAAAGCUUUUCACCGAAAAUCAUAUUUAAUCACACAUCAGAGAAUCCACACAGGGGAAAAACCUUAUGAAUGUAGUGAGUGUGGGAAAGCUUUUUCCCAGAAAUCACGCCUAAUCACACAUCAGGGAAUCCACACAGGGCAAAAUCCUUGUGAAUGUAUUGUGUGUGGGAAAGUUUUUUUCUGUAAAUCAAACCUAAACAUGCAUCAGAGAAUCCACACCGGGGAAAAACCGUAUGAAUGUAGUGAAUGUAAGAAAUCCUUUUCUUAUAAGUCAGUUCUCAUUUCACAUCAGAGAAUUCACACAGGGGAAAAGCCUUAUGAAUGUAAAGAUUGUGGGAAAGCUUUUUGUCGGAAGUCAAAGCUGAGCAAACAUGAGAAAAUCCACACACGGGAAAAACCUUAUGAAUGUAGUCAGUGUGGAAAAGCCUUUUGCACACAGUCAGCUCUCAUUACACAUCAGACAAUUCAUGCAGGGGAAAAACCUUAUGAAUGUAGGCAGUGUGGAAAAGCUUUUGCUCAGAAGUCAUACCUAAACAAACCUCAGAAGAUCCACACAAGAGAAAAACCUUAUAUGUGCAACUAUUGUGGGAAAGCCUUUUGGCAGCAGUCAUCUCUUGUUAGACAUCAGAAUAUCCACACAAGGGAAUAAUUUUGGGAAUGUAGUAAAUGUGGUAAAGCAUUUUACUGGAAAUCACACAAACCUUACAAAUGUGUUGAAUGUUGAAAAGCCUUUGAUUAGACACCAGAGAAUUCAGACAUGAAAACAUAAAUGUGGUGAGUCUGGGAAAACCAUUUACCAGCACUUACCUUUCUUUAGACAUAAGUCACAUCUAAUCACCUCAUAAAAUUCACACAACAGAGUAACCUUUUUAAUAUGAGCAGUAUUGAAAAACCUUUUGCAGAUGUACAGCUCUUAUUUACACAUCAGCAAAAUUAUGAGUAGUAUCAUUUUAUUUCAGUAUACAGGCUUCAUGGUGCUGUAAGAUAUUUCACAUGCAAUCUGUACUUGUUGUCCCUUUGAUAUGAGUGAAAAAUGUGAAUAAGUUCUGCUUUCAUAUUUUAAAAUGUUAUCGAAUAAUCACUGUAUAACACUUGAUUGAAGUACCAUCUUUUUAAUUUGCACUGAUCUGUUAUAGCUUUUUUACAAUCUCUCAUCCUACAUCCUGUUACAGACUAGUAUUGGAAUCACAACUAUUAUUUGAGGCAUGUGACAACUGUAAUGCUAAAUACUCAGGUUUGAAAAAUGUAUCUUUCGUCAGAGUGGAGAUUUUCUUGUGAUGUCUUUGAAAAUGUGAAUCAGUUUUGGCCACUUUCUCUGCUGCUAUACUCUUGCAGGUAUAUCUCAGGCACAUAAAUUUGUCUGGUAUCACAUUCUUGGGAUGUGGUGAUGGCUAAUGGAGUUUGUGUGUCAGCUGCCAGAACUGCUGCUCAGAUUCACACUGAUUUCAUGUGUCAUGGCUUCACAAGCAGGUUUUUUGCCACCAGAUGAAUCAUUUUGCUCAUAUGAGCUUUGGUCUUAAGUCUUUCAACCCUAACAAUGAGCUAGUGUUGUAGCAUUGUAGAGUAAGAUUGUAUCUGAGGUGCUGGCCUCCCAGAUAAAUACCACUAGUUCGUAUCCUUGCUUGAACUUCUAGUUCCUGGAUUCUGACUUCAUAUCAGCUCAGUUGUUG